Molecule: messenger RNA, 276 nt
Organism: Rotaria sordida
Lineage: Eukaryota; Metazoa; Rotifera; Eurotatoria; Philodinida; Philodinidae
Source: the annotation of a GenBank genome assembly
AUGAAUUUAGAUAAAUCAAAUUUACAUUCUCCACCACCGUAUAAUUAUGCAACAAUACAACCAACUAAUUCAUUUACCAAUCCAUUUACAUCUAAUCAAUCUUCGCAAUUGACUGUCGAUGAAAAAGAAAAUGAAACAAAAGCAACGUUAAUGAAGAAUGACAAUAGUACUUCAUUUGGUUCAUUUUGCUUGGAAUGUAUGCAAUGCUGUGCAGCAACGGUGGAAUGUCUUCUAUGUUGUUUUACGUGUAUUCAAUGCUUAUCAGAAUGCAAAUAA